AUGGAAAACAAUAGAAACAAUAUCACGAAAUUACUCAAUUUCCUUAAUCCAAAUAAGAAAAGUUCUUCAGUGUCCCCUCAACAAUCUUAUAAUCUUGAUUAUGAAUGGAGUGCAGCAAUCUCUGCUCUAGAUUUACGUUCCUCGGUCUCUAAUUGUCAUGAAAGUAGCAAGAAAAGACUUUUGAAGGCCAAGAAAGCUGAAUACGAAGAGAAAAUGCAGGCGUUUGAUGAACUUAUUAAUAAGCGUCGGGGAAAUAAUUUGAGGAGCACACUUGCAUAUGACGUAGCAAGCUACUAA
Entrophospora candida is the source of this 297-nucleotide messenger RNA. The record is from the annotation of a GenBank genome assembly. Lineage: Eukaryota; Fungi; Glomeromycota; Glomeromycetes; Entrophosporales; Entrophosporaceae.